UGCACAACACUGACAUCUAGCGGGGAAAUAUGGUAACUUCGUUCGUGACAUGUUUUACUCUUCUAUGAAUGAAGAAUAAAAAUAUGACUCACAUGUUUGCUUUUAUUCUUCAGAUUAUCUCAAAUAAUUUUGAUUUUUUUUUUUUUAGCCACAUACAAUUUUUAAAGUUUUUAUUUUAUUUUAUUUUUAUUAAUUAAACUGUGUGACAUGAUAUACUUUUAGGUCAGGUACAUAAUAUUUUAAAUUAAUUGGUGUGUGCUUUAAUUGAAUUCCUGACUGCUUCUUGACUAACUGGGAUUCGCGCGCUGAUUGGUGUUUCUAUGGACGUUGUUGCCAUGUUACGCUUUAGCGUCAAACAGGAGCGCAUCUCUGUUUUUCUCCUCAACCCAGGAGAAAAAUGGACGACAACUUUCAACUUGAUUACGGUGGAGCGUCCAAAAACGUUGCUAAAUCAGGACGAAGAGCUCGUCCUCAGGCAAACCAAUCGUCAUUUGAGGAUUCUCGCCAUGGAAGGAAGUCAUCCACCUCUGCAUCAUUAGAAGGCCCCCCUCCAAAGCCAGCGCGGCGACAGGGUGGCUGGGCAGAAGAAAGCUCUGGAUCGGGUUCUGCCAAAUCUUCUAGAAGACAUGCAGAGAACUUAGAGGACCAUCGCCUGCGACCACAAACCCCCAAAGGAUCAGAUGAUGAAGGAGAUAUUCCUGUGAUUCCGGACCUUGAUGAAGUGCAGGAAGAAGAUCUGACGAUGCAGGUCGCUGUUCCACCAAGUAUCCAUGUGAGCCAGGUGAUGACCUACAGAGAUCUGGACAACGAUCUCAAGCACUAUUCUGCUUUCCAAACUUUAGACGGAGAAAUCGACUUGAAGCUUCUCACUAAGGUUUUAGCUCCAGAGCAGGAGGUAAAAGAGGAUGAUGUGAGCUGGGACUGGGAUCAUCUGUUUACAGAGGUGUCCUCGGAGCUGCUGAUUGAAUGGGAUCAAGGAGAGAGUGGCGAGCCAGGCCUGAAGUGACUUUGGAUUCUUUAAUUAAAGUUUUUUCUUCUUUACAAAGAGUUGUAUUUUUAUACAUGUUUUAACUGUUUUGUUACCUUUUUCAUUGUCACUUUUUGUGUAUAUUAACCCCUGUGAAAAUAGCAGUCACAGAUAAACAUGCCCUCUCUGUACUGACAACAUUAUCAACAUACAAGUCCAAGGUUGAUAAUGAGCUAAGCUGAAAUCCACUUGAUUGUGUUUAAAUUAACAUUCCUCAUUAAAGCCUACAACCUUA
Oryzias melastigma (Indian medaka) is the source of this 1262-nucleotide messenger RNA. RefSeq names its product intraflagellar transport protein 43 homolog A (gene ift43). The record is from RefSeq and is a predicted model, not a curated record. The transcript is spliced from 9 exons. Gene Ontology annotation, cellular component: cilium; intraciliary transport particle A. Lineage: Eukaryota; Metazoa; Chordata; Actinopteri; Beloniformes; Adrianichthyidae. Gene Ontology annotation, biological process: intraciliary retrograde transport. Bases 398 to 1006 code for a protein of 202 amino acids.